CAAAAAGAAAUAACAAUAACAACUUUUGUUCACAUACAACUGUCAAUGGUUGCUGAGCGAUAGUUGUAAAAUUUGUGUUUCUUAUCUGGUUUUCCAAUUACCUAUCAUCCGGGUGCUUUGUAUAGAAAAUGGUUGUAACGAAGGACACAUAUUUACCAACUGAUGAAGAGCUCACCAUCCCGGAAGUCAAUCUUUCUGGGCCAGCCCUUCGAGCUGGUGCAUUUCAUCUAGGCAAGCACUGUGAGUCGGAAAACAAUGAAUUUAUGCUGUGUCGUCAGGAGUUGAACGAUCCACGAGCUUGUCUAAAUGAAGGAAAAGCAGUCACAAAUUGUGCCCUGGAUUUCUUCCGAAAAAUCAAGAAAACUUGCGCGCAGGAGUUUACUCAAUAUGCGAACUGUUUGGACAAAAGCAGUGGUGAUUUAAACUUUUCACACUGCCGAAAAACACAAGGCGUAUACGACAAAUGCGUUCUAGAAAAUCUUCAAAUCGAACGACCUGAAUACGGUUACUUUACUAGAGCCAAGGUUCAUGCCACUGAUCGUCCGGCGCCACCGAAAAAAGAGAAAACUAUUUAUCCGGAUGCAACGCCAGGUCUGCCCGACGAUUAUCCGCGACAAGCGGCAAAAUACGGCUCUCGUUUCCACUGGCUGGAUUGAACAGCUAGCCAUCAGUAACGCAAUUGUAGAAACAUUUCAAUUCGAUGCGUCUCACACGGCCGUUGUGUAGAAUUUGUCAAUGUAAUUAAAAAACAGUUUGAAAAAAUGUG
This is a messenger RNA of Toxorhynchites rutilus septentrionalis, 766 nucleotides long. It is a transcript of the gene ND-19, whose product is annotated as NADH dehydrogenase [ubiquinone] 1 alpha subcomplex subunit 8. The coding region runs from base 129 to 656 and encodes 175 amino acids. Lineage: Eukaryota; Metazoa; Arthropoda; Insecta; Diptera; Culicidae. The transcript is spliced from 4 exons. The record is from RefSeq and is a predicted model, not a curated record. Gene Ontology annotation, biological process: mitochondrial electron transport, NADH to ubiquinone.